CUAAAAUGACCACAUUAGUUUGUUUUACAUAUUUUAAGCUCAAAUAAAAAGUACUCCCAAUAAAACCAUUUGUGGAAUCCAAAUUUCGUUUUUAGGGAAACGGCGUCGUGAAAUGAAUUUCUUAAGUUGCCCAGCAAACUAACCAACCCACUUUCUCCAGUCUUCUGUCAAGAUGAUUGUAGGUGUGGAAGAGAUGUCAUUGGAAGCUAAAGCAUUGGGACACUCUGGAAUUGCCGGAGCAGUGCCUCUCUCAUUCCGUCGCUCUUUUUCUUCAUUCCCCACUCGUUUGUCGUUCCACACUGCCGUUCCUCCCCAAACCCGCCGAUUCCAAUCCUUGGCGGUUAUUAAGAGAAGUCCUAAACGCCUCAAAUACUCGGCUCCUCGCUUAACUAAGGAAGAUGGAUUGCUCUAUGUUCAAGUUGAUCAAUUUGGCUCGGAUUCUUGGAAGUUGGAUCCAGUUGUUGAACUUCUUAAAGGAGGAGCUGUUGGAGUCAUUCCCACUGACACUCUGUAUGCAAUAGUUUGUGAUCUGAGCAGUCAUUCAGCCAUUGAACGUCUUCGUAGAAUAAAAGAGAUAGAACCUUCAAAGCCCCUAAGUAUCAUUUGUCGAUCUUUCCGCGACAUAGAUACAUAUACAACUGGAUUUCCCCGUGGUAAUGCCCAAGGUCUUACAGACAUUUUUCGAGCAGUCAAGCACUGUCUACCUGGUCCUUACACUUUCAUCUUAACUGCUAGCAAACAGCUACCAAAACAAUGCACGAGAUACGGGUCUGCAACUUCCAAAUAUGCUUCAAGGAAAAAUGUUGGUGUUCGUAUACCUGAUGAUCCUGUCUGUCAAGCAAUUCUAGAAAAGUUGGAUAGACCUCUAAUAUCCACAAGCGUCAAGUCACCAAAGGAGGAUGAGUGGAUACUGGAUCCCGUCAUUAUUGCUGAUGUAUAUGGUCCAGAGGGACUUGAUUUUGUUGUUGAUGCGGGUGUUCGAGUGGCUGAUCCGUCUACUGUAGUUGAUAUGACUGAAAGUGCUCCUAGAAUUAUACGGCAGGGAAAGGGUCCUAAGCAGCCUUGGAUGAUAGCGGAAGAUGAUGAUUCUCCUGUAGAUGAAUAGAAUCCGUUGUUGCCGCUGUUUAAGUAAGAAGUACUGCUUAAAAUGUACACUUCCUCAAGCCAGAGCUCUUGUACAGCGCACAGAUAAGAUGGUGAAUCCCUCGCUUGAUCUUGAACAGUCUUUUAGUCUUCAUUAGUGUAGAUUGCUGUAAAUACUUAACGUGGUAAAUCAAGAAUCACAUGUAAUAUUUUGCUUGUGUAAACUUUAAAGCAUGUUAUGAUCACUCUCUCUUAUUCUUGCCCUAUGGUAA
Molecule: messenger RNA, 1355 nt
Organism: Solanum lycopersicum (tomato)
Lineage: Eukaryota; Viridiplantae; Streptophyta; Magnoliopsida; Solanales; Solanaceae
Molecular function (GO): double-stranded RNA binding
Source: RefSeq, a predicted model, not a curated record